Molecule: messenger RNA, 5203 nt
Organism: Homarus americanus (American lobster)
Lineage: Eukaryota; Metazoa; Arthropoda; Malacostraca; Decapoda; Nephropidae
Product: microphthalmia-associated transcription factor-like
Biological process (GO): regulation of transcription by RNA polymerase II
Cellular component (GO): nucleus
Molecular function (GO): RNA polymerase II cis-regulatory region sequence-specific DNA binding; DNA-binding transcription factor activity, RNA polymerase II-specific; protein dimerization activity
Source: RefSeq, a predicted model, not a curated record
CAACAACAACAACAACAACAACAACAACAACAACAACAACAGCAACAGCAGCAGCAGCAGCAGCAGCAGCAACAGCACCAGCAGCAGCAUCACAGCCCUGGCGGGUCACACGAGCAGAGUGGCUCAGGGUCGUUUGAGCGAGGGUGUGAGUCGUGGGAGGCUCGUGCUGGGGUGAGCCACGAGCCUAUGAGCCUAGGGUGUGAGACUUACCUCUCACCCUACACCUCACCACUCACCUCCCCUCACACCUCACCCCACACUUCCCCCACUGCAGCCAACACCGCCACGCCCCCCGGGGUCUCGCGCCCCUCCACACCCGCCUCACGCCGUUCCUCGGACGACCCGCCGGUCACGCCCACACCUCAGGUCAAGAUCGAGGUGACUGCCCCUUGGGAAGAUGGCGGAGGGGCGGGUCACAGGGGCAAGGUACUGGGUCUGCCUCCCCUGGCUCCUCCAUCGAACGUGAAGGUGCUGCCUACCACCUCCCGGACACAGCUCAAACAACAGCUGAUGCGCCAACAGCAGCAGCAACAGGAGGCCAGAGACAGGGACGUUACAGCUGCAUCUCGACUACACCACCAUCACCAACUGCAACAACAACAACAACAACAACAACAUCAAAUACAACAACAGCAACAACAACAACAGCAUAAUCUCCAGCAUCAGCAACAACAACAGCUGAUUUAUCAACAACAACAACAACAACAACAACAGCAGCAGCAGCAGCAGCAGCAACAACAACAACAACAACAACAACAACAUCAACAGACUCAGGAGGGCAUCGCUAUUCCAGCCUCAGUGCCCUCCGACGUGCCUCCCCAGGUGUUACAGGUGCAGACGCGGCUGGAGAACCCGACCUACUACCACGUGUUACAGUCACAGCGUCGUCAGGUGCGGCAGUUCCUCUCUGGGGGCGGUUCUCCUCAGGACACCCCGCCCUCGUCCCUCACCCCAGCGCCCCCAGCUUGGCCCCACUCUGACCCCGGCGUGCCACGUGCGUCCGCCCCCCAUGGUAUGUAGCUUUGGCUGGCAGGACACGGGGCAGGUACACCCCCCCUCUCCUCUCCCUGUGGUGGAAGAUGUUAUCGACGAGAUCCUUAACCUGGAGGAGGGUCUGGAUGCUGCCGACAACCUCAAGGCCUAUGACCAACUCGCCAAUGUGCCUCCUUCUCAACUCAACAGCAGUGUACCAGGUUCAAUUUGUGACAUCCUAAAUAUCAAUGGCUACCUGGGGAAGACCUCCAGCUCCUGCCCAUCAGAGGUGUCACAGGUGAAGAGUGAGCAAUCUGGCAAUGAUCAGCAGAUGGUGGCCUUCAUAAAAGACAGACAGAAGAAGGAUAAUCAUAACAUGAUUGAGCGAAGAAGACGAUUCAACAUAAACGAUAGGAUAAAAGAACUUGCUACACUCUUGCCCAAGAGCAAUGAACCGUAUUUCGAGCUUGUCCGGGAUCUCCGACAUAACAAAGGACAAAUUCUGAAGGCUUCUGUUGACUACAUACGGAGGCUCAAGCUGGAUAUUGAAUACAACAAGGAGGUGGAAUCAAAGCGACGUGCCCUCGAACAACAGAACCGGCAACUUCACUUACGGAUACAGGAGCUGGAGACUAAACUUCGAACGAAUGGCAUCAAGGUAGAGGAGACCAACAUUGACCAGAGCCUCUUGCUGUCUACACUUAUCAAAUCUGAGGUGGUAAAUAACUCAGGGGGUCAAAAUGAUUUGAAGAAGGAACUCUUGGAAGACUUCACAUCAGGAGGAUUUAACUUGGACUUGAUGGAUGAUGAUGGUCCAGCCUUCACUAGUGACCCCGUGUUCUCAUCACCACAGGUCUCCUCCCCUAACUCAUCUCACCACUCAUUUGAUGAUGCUCUUACACCAGACUCCAUGGAUAUUGUUGCGUGAUUGUAUAUGGUUGAGAGUACCCUUAUACUAACCUCCAAGGAUGUUGGAGUUUAAAAAUAUCUAAAAGAAAGGAUGACGUUCUCCCGAGAAUGAUGGUGAUGUAGUGAGCAUGAAUCAUGAAAUGUAAACAGUAUUCACCAUACAUACAUACAUGAAGAUAUAAUUGUAAGAUCUCAAAUGAUGCACUUUCUUUCAUUAUUAGACAUUUAGUAAUAUUACAAUAGAGUAAAUAGACUUCAGAUGAUAUGAAUGUUCCUUAUAAAACAUUCAUUAUGUUGAAGAGAAAAAUAUGGGAGUUAAGAAAAAAUACAAAUGGAUUCUGUGUGUGUGUGUGUGUGUCAUUGUUAAUUCUUCAUAUUUUUUACUACUACAAGGCCUAAUUACUUCCCAAGAAGUAUCUUGUAAUGAAUAAUGUAGAAAACAAUGAAACCAUCUUAAACUACUGUACUGUAUCACAUUUUACGGUCUCCCACUACACAUGAUUGCACCUCCCCAGACAACAAAGUUAAACUUGGUUUGGAACCUUUACUCAAGUGACUAGUGCCGAGCAUAUAAUAAAAAAGACAUUUUUACCUGAGUUUAGCCCAGUUACUGAACUUGGAUCUCAAGCUGCCAUGUGUGUUAAAAAUGUGUCAGGUCAGACAAGAAUCCUAUUCUUCCUCGUCCACAACAAUGCUACAACCACUUGGUAGUCAGCCUGACUAACAUCACCAAAAUUAAUCCAGUAUUGUACUGUACUUCAGAAUUUUUAUUUUAUUUUUAAAGUUGUCUGGUUCCCCAAACUUAUAAAUUUCUGCCUUUUCCUGCUCCCAAGUUUUAAUUUACCUCAUAUUAAUUGAAGAGAAUUCUUACACAUUUAAACACCAUGUUUCUUGCUAUAAACAAACGGCUAUCUGUAUAAGACGGCCAAAAUAGCAUACAGAUUUCUUCAGCAGACACAGUAUUCAUUUAAAGCAGUGCUGUUUGGCCUUUGAUGCUUAUUGAUGUAGAUAUCCCAAAGGUCAAAAUAGAUUCCAUGUUAUAAGUUUCCACAUGUACAAGUUAUUAUGAAUAGGUGGCAGAAAGGUAAAUAUUAAGUAGGGGUAAAGACAACCCAGGUUUGAAAAGAUGACUAUAUGAAUGUGACAACUGCUGCAUGCAAUUAUAAACUGGUUCACCUUCACAUUAUAAAGUUUUCUGCAAAUGAAACAGAGACUAUAAAUACAUUAUCAGAUGUAAGAAAUUAAUGGUGUUAGCCAGAUCUUCUUGUGUACCUCAGAGAAGACUGUCAGUGAUGGGUACCUGAGCCUGAAUCCAUAUUGUAUUUUUCAAUAAGCAUUCACUAAUAACUAUGAAGUAAGAUAGGAGCUGUAACUAACCUUUUUGUAUGAAGUGCAAAAAAACAAACUUGAAAUUGCUACUUUUGUUAUUUCACUUAAUGUGUUGUAGGAUCCCUCCAGCAAUUACAGUUUGUAAAAGCCAGUAUCACUCUGUUAAUGUAUUACCUUUUAUUAAUAAGAUGUAAUAAGCAGUGGGUUGAUGCAACGAAUGUAAUAAUGUAUUAUAUUCCUUUAAGUUACAAAUACAGUAAUACCACUGUUGGUGGGAUGGAUAGUGAUUCAUUCUUAGUCCAUUACCAUGUUUUGUUAUUUCAUAAAAUACAUCUAAGUUGUUAAAGGUGUUAACAACUAUAUUGUUCUGUAUGACAUAAAUUUUUAAACAUUUUACAAAUGUAAUAUUUUGCACUCAGUCUACUAUAAAAAGAUGAUAGGAGAAAUUCUUAAGUUUAAGUGUUCAAAAUAGACAUUUGAAAAUAACGACACAAAGAGUACAUAAUCUUGACUAUGAAACUGUACAUAAUGUAAGCCUUAAUGACCUGGGCAUCCCAAGUCAUAAACAAAUGCUUCAUGACAGAUUAUAUACAUAAUGAUAAAAGGGAAAAUUAACGGCUGUAGCUACAAAAAAAAAAGAAAUUUCUAACAUAUCAAUUUUAAUUAUACUCAACAGUGAUUAAUUACAGAAUUUUAGUACUAGUAUGAACUCAUGCAGAGAAGUUGUUGGAAGUCUUGUGUGUACAUCUGUUAGCUCAUUGUAGUGUGCAAGUUGUUUUGAGUGCAUGAAGGAGUGGUGUGUGUGUGUGGUUAAUGCAUUAAAAUUUCAUCUGAUUCUUUCAUUAAGCUUAUAUAAAGAUGUAUAUAGUUUGUGAUCUUUAGCUAUAAUUUGAAUACUUUUUUAUGUAGUCAGAUGUAUCAAAUACUUACGGUUUCCUGUUGACAAGGGCUGUAAGCGGGAGUCAUGAAGAGGUCUUUAAUUAUGAAUUUCAAGGCCAUUAGUUGAAGUUAUCUGGUUUACGUCAUUUGUCAAAGUUCUUUUGUUAAUUUUAAGUGUAGCGCAAGACUCAUGACAGUCUUGGAAUUACAACCGACAAAGGAACCUAACUAACACGUACUUUGGAUGCUUACACGAGAGGGUUGUCACGUACCCCAGUUCUUGCUCUAGAUAACAUGUUUGGGGACACUUUCAUCUAUGACAAUACUUAAGUCACAGUCAGAUAAAAUACCAUUUCUGUUUUAUUUGGUAUGUUAUGUUUUGUAACAGAUGAAUUUAGUUCUAAGUGAAAUAUAUAUAGUAGUAAUUAACAAAGCAAAUGAUGGAAUAACCCAUACAUGAUGAUACAUUGCAGUGUAUUAUUAUUACAUCUGGUGUGUAAAUGCUGUAAUUAAUGUACACUAAAGUUCAUAACAUCUGCUGUUUGACCCUUUCAGGAUUGCUUUUAAUUUUUUAUGCUAUGAAGCCAAUGGUUACAUUAACUAGAUUGUGGAGGAACAGAACCCCAGCAACUACUAGUGAUGGCAUAAAGCAACAAGCACUCCAGUUGCACUUAAUGAGACAAGGGAGGGAGGAGGUGCCUGUACAUAAUACUGUCUUGUGUCAUCAGAGUUAAGGAACUCAUUCAAUUUAUUCAGUGUUGCCUUAUUUUCUGUGUACAUCUUAUAAUAUUGCCUAAUAGUACAGAAUUUAUGUUUCAGUGUCAGUUUGGGCAACAAAAUACUGUUUGUUAUUGAUGUAGAGACCAUAGAAUGAGUUAAUUAAAAAGUUGCCAUAAUUGUAAUGUAUCCAGCCUAGAAUAUCACUUCACAAUUGUCUUAUCCUGAAGGUGAGAAUUGUGAUAUCAGAAAUGAUCAUGAUAUAUUCUGUGUGGUGUAAUAUCUUUUUUUUAUGUCACUCAUUGUGUUGUCACCACUUAAUGUUGUUAGGCUGAAGUGGUGAAGUCAUUUACCAUUCAUGAAAAGACAAAUGGAAUAAAUUGUAUAUUUGAAUAAU